AUGUCAACAACGAAUUAUCCCACACAAGAUGCUACUCCUACGGUUACACGCCGCCCGUUACAAAUGCAAGAAAAUACAGGCAGUGCUUCACAACGGAGUGGUAAUCGGCGUAGUUUAAGUGUUAAACUUCGAGAUUUAUUUCGCAAAGAUUCAUCAGCAUCUAAUCGCCCACCGAACGAUCAACGUUCGCCCACAUCGCCUGCACGUCACAGUUCAUCAUCGCCCGUCGCUACAUCCGAAGCAACUCACUUUCAGACGCCGCGUAUUCCCUGGCCAUUCGGAAAAAAAAGCAAAUCGUCAACAACAAUGAAUACAUCCAAAACAAAUAAAAUCAAAGUUAAAAAAGAAAAAGGCAAAAUAAAACAACCCACAACAGCUACUAUAUCAAGUCCUGUCUAUGAACAAGAAAAUCAAUCUACAUCAAUCUACGGUCAACAUUUCGUUCCAAGAAGUCCAAAUUUUGAACACAGUACGAACGAACGAAUGCAAACAUCAACAAUGUAUCAGCCGUCAACGACAACAACAGCAAAAGGCUUUCGUGAUUAUACUGUUAUCGAUCAAACACGAUAUCCCCAACAGUCAGUUAUAUCACUCUCGUAA
This is a messenger RNA of Adineta ricciae, 600 nucleotides long. NCBI's taxonomy places the organism in Eukaryota, Metazoa, Rotifera, Eurotatoria, Adinetida, Adinetidae. The record is from the annotation of a GenBank genome assembly.